This is a messenger RNA of Heterotrigona itama, 6627 nucleotides long. The record is from the annotation of a GenBank genome assembly. NCBI's taxonomy places the organism in Eukaryota, Metazoa, Arthropoda, Insecta, Hymenoptera, Apidae.
CUUUUCGUUGGCUUCCGGCAUUGAGAUGCCAGAUGUGAAUGCGCGCUUCCACGAGCACCGUUAAAUCGUGCUUUGUCAUGAAAUUCGAAAUGUUUCGUGAAACGAUGUCAGAAGUUUCGUACGCACGGUGAACGAAUCGGAGAUAGCGUGUGUCGCAUGUGUUUGGCAGUGUUCCGGAAAGGAGUGUGUCCACUGUCCCCGACGAGCAGGAUUGAUUUGCAAUUCGCCAGGAACGCGAAUCAGGACGUGCACCGGCGCGACGGUACACUCGGAGUGUGUUGACAUGCCGCUUCUUCGCAAACAGCCGUUCCAACGUCUUCACGUCUCGUCGGAUUUCAAAGACGAUGACGAGGUUUUCCAUUGCGAGGUUACUAACGAAAUCUUCAAGGACUACAAUGAAUUCUGCGAAAGAAUUAUUUUAUGCAAUUCACUCAUAUGGUCAUGCAGCAUAACUGGCAGAACUAACAUGACUUUUGAGGAGGCUUUACAAUGCGAAGAAAAUGCUAAGAGAAGCCUUAAAGAAUUUCCCAUGGAGCUGCGUAUACCUAUAUUGUACCUUGCCAGUAAAACGAACAGGUCGUCCUUUAAAGAAAUGAUAGAGGAUGUGUAUCAGUUUGCGAGAGAUCGUUAUUUUGUUGGUGAAAUGGUAGAAGCAAGUUUCACAGAGGAUUCUUGGUGUGAUUGCCAUGUUCUGCAAGUUAUUGCACCUUCGGAGCAGCAAAUUAAAUUGUACAAUAAAGAGAACAGCAGAACUCCACAAGAACAGCAGUAUCAUCCGCCAGCGAAAUUAUUUCGUUAUGAAGUGGAACAGUUAGACUCGGGGGAUUCCGAUGUUACUCAACUUAUGAUAGUAGAAGCGGCACAAGUGAGAAGAAGGAAACAGCAUUACAGCAAAGAGCGUAAUAAAAUUUUUCUACGUCAGUUAUGUGAACAGAAUGAAAGUGGAAUAUGGGUUAUUAAAGAUAGCGUUUUACAAAAAUAUGGUAUUAAUAAAGUACGUUUUGAUACUAUAUUCGCUGGUCCACCUCCGGAUUUUACAUCACGCAUUAAAAAGCCUGUUAAACACAAACAAGAAUCAAUAGAUAAAUUUCUUACUACAAAUGUAUCGAAACAGAAGUUAGUGGAGAAGCCUGAUCCAUUGAAAAAAGUAAAUCAAGAAGGUGUGGAUAUAAAAAAGUUUCGAAAACCAAGAACAAAUGGAAAAUUUAAAGAACAGCUUAAAGCAAAGGCUCUUGAAGAAAAAGCGAAACGCAAGGAAGAAAGAGUAUUGAAAAAUGAGCGUAAAAAGGAAGAGAAACAAAAAUCAGCAGCUUUAGCUGCAUAUAUAAGACAAUGGAAUAAACCAAGGGAGGAUCUUGAAUGUGAAGAUCUUUCUCCUAUUCCACAAGCUACGCCGUUCAAAAGUAGCAUACCCAAUGAAAAAUUCGGCGAUAGUGUAAUGAUUCUCGAAUUUUUAGAAUUUUUUAACGAAGAACUGGAAGUUAGUGCAUAUUUUCCAAAUGGUUUCACUUUAGAUCUGUUGGAAAAAGCAUUGUUAGUGAAAGAAACAUCUGGACCCUGGAGUGAUCUUCUACAGUUGCUAUUAGGAAACAUUUUUAAAUACCAAACAGAUGAAGAAGACGAGAUUCAUGCUCAGGCAUCUGAUAUAACGAACGAUGUUAGCAUGAAUGAAGGAGUAUUAUCAAUGACAAAAGCUGUAAAACUUUCUACUAUGGUAUCUAGUUGGAGUCAGAUACACCAAGGUUGCAAAUUAUCUGAAUUGACAUUAGAUCAUGUAACUUUAAGCGAAAUUUUAAGACAACACUUGCUAUGCUCCGGAGGACGAAUUGGAGACGUUGCUACAAAGUGGAGAUAUUCGCAAAGAGGUGGUUAUACAAACCAAGAUGAUCCCGCACUGUUAAUGAGAAUAAAUGAGGCAUAUAUCUUGAGAUUGCUAGGUCAUCGUAGUGUUCACGAAUUUGAGCUAGAUGAGAAGUUAAAAGUGGCUACGUGCUUGAUAAACCAGUUGCUUACUUUCGCUUCAAUACGAGACGUGAUAGAAGAACGACGUGAAAAACUUCACCAAGCAAAGAAAGAAUUGAGAUCUUUCUUAAUAGCUGAACAACGAAAAGAAAAAGAAGAAAAAGAAAAAAUGAGAGAACGGGAAAAAGAUGGCGAAAGUAAAGCACCAAAGAAGAUUACACGCGGUAAUUGUGAAGAAGGAAAAAAGAAAGAAGAAUAUGAAAAUAAAUUAAAAGAACUUCAGGAAGCAUCCCGAGAUGACAAAAUGAUGGUUUAUUUAGGUUCAGAUAGGGCUCAUCGUAGAUAUUGGAGAUUUUUAUCAAUACCAGGAAUAUUUGUGGAGAAUGAUGAGUGGUGGUCUGGUAAUUGCCUUCCUGAUGGUACACCUUAUCAACCAGAAUUAUUAGAUACAGAAGCUAUGCAUGCAUACUUAAAAAAUAAAUUUGAAGAUGAGUUUAGCGAUAAAGAGAAUAGUUUCAAGAAAGCAAAGAAGUCUCCUAAGAAAGUUUCGUUCUCUGACAAAAAUGUCCUUAAAUCUCCGAGGAAAGAUAUAUCCCGAAAAGAAUUUAAACAAGAAUUAUUUGAGAUUAGAAAAAAUUUAAUGGCUUGUACAGGGAAUAAAGAAUGCCCUGUGCAUUGUAAGAGACCAGAAUUGAAAUGGAGUUUCUAUGGGAAGCAAGAAGACAUAGAAAUUUUAAUAAAUGGUUUAAAUAAGCGAGGAAUUAGAGAAGGUGAACUCAGAAAUAAUAUUAUACAAGAAAUGACAAGCAUAAUGUCUGUGAUUGAGGAAUGUCCUAGGCAUAAACUUAAUCCUGAAGUCUUUUCAGAACCUAUCAAAGUGCAUCCUAACAAAAUUUCAAAGAAGAACAGAUAUGAAAGUGCCAACUUAAAUUUCCCUUCAGAAGUGUCAAUCGAUAUGGUUUUAGAAUUAACUCUAAGAGAUUAUAUCUUAGACUUUGAAGAUAGAGUGAAAGGAGGAGGUCUUGGAAGUUUGAAAGUUAACGAUCGUGAAAUCUGGAGGGACGCAAUAAACAAAAAGAAAUAUGAUAAACAAUGCGAUAAAUUAACGUAUGGUACAAAUGAAGUUGAACCAGAUAUUCUUUCUGAUGCGUCGUUAGAUAAAGUUAAGAAUGAAAUUAAACACAGUAGACCUGGAACUCCAGAUUCAGAAGUUGGAAGUAUUAAUAUAAAAACCUACAAAGACUCGGGAAAAUAUUUAGGUCCACUAAGUGAAAAUGAAAUAGUUCCGGAUUUAAAACAACAGUUAACUAUUAAGCAAAUGGCUUGCGCUAUUUUACAGUUGUCCCAGGCUAUUGAGCAAAAGUACUUACAGAAACCGUUAGGUGGUGAGAAAGAUAAAAAGUCCGGCGAAGAUACUAGGGAGAAAUGGGAACAAUCGCUUAUGGCAUCGACAAGCUGGUCACAAUUGUUUCUACACUUGAAUACUCUAGAAAAUAGUGUUGCAUGGAGUAGAAGUGCAUUAAAUGCUCAGUGUCGGGUAUGCAGACGGCGACGAGACGGCGAUAAAAUGUUACUGUGUGACGGAUGCAACAAAGGCCACCAUUUAUAUUGUUUACAACCAAAACUAAAUAGUGUGCCGGAUGGAGAUUGGUAUUGCAAGAUAUGUAAGCCAUCGACAAAACCAAAAGAAAAAAUUAAGAAGAGAACAAAAUUUGAGGAUGAAUUGGAAGAAGAUGUAAUAUUAACCAAAGAAACUCGACAUAUUCGUACAAAACGUGUUCUUGAAAGCGAGGAAGAAGGAGAGUCAGAUGAUAAAGAUUUAGAAGACGAUAGUGAUGAUGAUAUAAGUAAUCAACAAAUAAAUGUUUGCUCUGUGUGCAAAAACAGUGGAAAAUUAAUCAGUUGCGAUAUUUGUUCAAGCUUUUAUCAUGUAGAAUGUUUAGAACCUCCUAUGACUAGACCACCUCGAGGAAGAUGGAUUUGUUCAGAAUGCAAGGAUAGGAAAGACAGACGAACAAAUAUGAAAUACGUGAGGGGGCGUGAAAGGGAAAGGGACAAGGAGAGACUGUGCGCUGCAGCAGCACGCUCUCGCAUCCAUGGCUUUGCCAAGAGCCUCCUCACUACAGAAUCUACAGACUGGGACGACAGCAGUACGUCAGAAGAUACUGAACCAAGACAAACUAGGAGAGCAGCUAAGAGAGCUGCUGAAAUUGAACAAGAAGAAGAUAAGGGAACAAUCAAAGGGUGUAUGGGAAGAUUGCAGGAAUUGCUUUCAGAUAUUAGACAUCACAGAGAUUCGUGGCCUUUUCUAUCACCUGUUACAAAAGACGAAGUGCCAGAUUAUCAUGAUAUUAUUUCCAAUCCUAUGGAUUUUGGUACAAUUAAAUAUAAACUUAAUAAUAGCGAAUACGAAACGUUGGAACAUUUCUUCAGCGAUUGUCAUUUAGUAUUUAAAAAUUGUCAAGCUUAUAAUGAAGAACACAGUUCUGUCUACAAAGCAGGUAUCAGAUUGUUGAAGUACUACGAGAAACGAUGCAAAGAAUUAGGAUUGACGACAUAUGAAGAAUUACUACGAUCUUCGGAUGCAAAGAAGUCGAAACUCGAAGAAAAUGGUCUUUCAAUUAGCGAAGAUGAAGACACAGAAAAUAUUCAAAAAUCAAGAUAGAGAUAAAAUACUUUCUUUAAGCUGUUAUAUUUAUUGAUAUCAAUUUUUACUCCUAAUACGUAAAUUAAAUGUACCUUGAUACUAAAUUUGUACACAGAUGUUGAUACUAAAUUUGUGUACAGAUUCAUGAUUCAACAAAAGAAAUUCUGUAAAGUAUAUAUUAUUAAAAAAGAAAAAGAGAGACUCCGUUUACUAAAUAUUAGAAAAUAUUGCAUAGAAUUUUAUGAAGUUCAUCUAUUGAAAGAAAUGAUGAAACGCAAGCUUAAAAGUGUUUAAAAUAUUUUCUUUCUAAUUGUCAAAUAUCCCCUUUUCUUAGGCUUGCUAUAUUGAAAAAAAAAACAGUAUUAUUUGUAGAAUUUUAUGCAUUCUUACUCUUGCAUAUCGUUUGUAGGAAUUUACUGUUUAAUGUGUAAAUUUUAUAAGUGAACAAGCACGUGAACAAUUUUCAUAUGCUUGAGCUAGUAGUCUUUUGAAUUAGUAUUAUCAUAAAUGAACUUUUUGUUAUCAGGCAAGUUUUUACUAUAUUAAUAAUUAUUUAUUAUUUUAAUAUUAUUCAUUCAAUUACAUUUCGUAUAUGAUAAGCAAAUUUUGAGAAUUACUUAAAUACAUCCUAAACUUUGAAAAACUUUGCUUUGACAAAUUUAUGUAAAAUGUUACACACUACCUGCCUUUUAUAAUGUCAGUGCGAAGUAGAUUACGCAUAACAUGACUGAUGAUUUAAGAAUUAAUAUAUACAUAAUAGAAAUCAAGAAUUUUUCUAUUAUAAAAACGAAAAAAAGUAAUCAUGCAUUGAUAUAAAUACAGUUGCUAUAUCUUUACUUAUAAAGAUUUUACUGGGAUUUAAAUGUAUUAUUAUGUAAUGUAUAGAAUUCUUGGAACUUAAAAAUUUUAUUAUUUAAAUAUUUUUGUUUUAGGUCUUGUCAAAUUGUUAACAUAUUUAUAGUACUUAUUUUCUUUUUUGCUUUCUUUUUUUUAAAGAAUUAGUCUAUUUUUGAGAAGUUAUAAAUUAUAGGCAUGCCUCACGUAAAAUUUACGGUACAAAUUAUUAUUAAUCUCCACAUUGUACAGUAGAAGCAGUUCUUUGUAAUCAUAUAUGUUUUAUACAAUUAAUUUGGUAAUAAACUUUUGAAAUAGAUUUACAUAGACAAUUUGAAACUAUACACAUACAUAUACAUAUAUAUAUAUUUCUUUUUCGAAUAGACUACAAUAUUUUUAAACACAAUUUAAUGAUGCAUUUCUCCAGAGAAUUGUUUUUCGUGAAUUUUUCUCCACUUUUCCACAUUUGCUGGAUUAAAACCUGCUUUUUGGAUUUUAUAGUAAAUAGGUAAACAAAUUAAUAUGCCAAGUGUCCAAUAUCGUAAUAACCAACCAUGCUUGGAUACAAAGAAAUAAUGAUGAAAUGGAAAUCGUCUAAAUUUUGCAGCCAGAGAAUAUGGGUACUUCAUUUGUUCUCCAGCCAUGGCUUUUGUCGAUUUAAGACACGAUCUUAAUUGAUUGACAAAACGAUUCUAUUAUUAUUGCCAACGGCCGUGGAAUAAUGUUACAUAACUAGGUCCUAGUAAAAUAUCGAAUAAAAUAUAUCGAUAAACAUCGAGUCGCUUACAUCGCAGUCCAAGAUUUCAAAUUUUAUUGGUUCCAAUCGGACCAAUCAAAUCUCAAGAGAAAGAAAAAAGAACCGAAGAAAUCCGUUGAAAUGUUGGAAACUCUGCAAAAAUUUUGAAAAGUGACAUUUCAAUGACGAGGAAUAAAUGAAAGUCAAUUACCGACGACCGAAAAUAUUAAAAACGAUCGAUGAUAUCUGUGAUGAAAAUCAAAUACGAGUCUACGUAAAUGAAACUCGUAUAUCUUGUUAAUCAAGAUACAUUUCAUAUUCUAUAAAUCUGCUUUAUGACGGUGUGACAUGCGAUCAUAAAGGAAAGUAAACUUUUAACACAGACUUAUCGAGUUAAUCCUUGGAAUAAAAUACGAGAAGUAUACCGAUAUUUCAAGGUAGCUACGUG